Chironomus riparius is the source of this 303-nucleotide messenger RNA. The record is from the annotation of a GenBank genome assembly. Lineage: Eukaryota; Metazoa; Arthropoda; Insecta; Diptera; Chironomidae.
AUGCCGCCAAAACGCAAAAAGACUCAAACUACUGAAAUAAAAGAAUCUGCUGAACCAGCACAAGCUGCUAAUGAAGUCUAUUCUGAAUUGAAGAAAGCAAUUCCAGAAGAAUUUGACUCACAGCUGAUUUUAAAUGAAAACGGGAAGCCAAAAAGAGGAUCUUUUGAAAUAUUUGUCACUAAAGAUGAUGGAAAGAAGUCACAAAUAUGGACAGGAUUAUCGAAAGGACCUCCUCGGAAGCUCAAAUUUCCAGGCUACGAAGAGGACUUGAAGGAUCAGUUCCAAAAAAUCAUCAAUGAAUAG